AACGUCAUUAAUUAAAAACGUCUCGUCGUUCGUCGCUUUUCAGAUUUUGUAGAAUUUUCGCGAAAGGUGUAAUAAAUUGUCAUUUAUCAUUUAAGUACCCUUCGACUACAUUUUGUUUAACUUAUUACGGGAUCAAUUGAGAUUUACAGUAAACAAUGAAGAAGGCAGUGUGUAUUUUACACGGCGAUGUAACCGGCACAGUUUACUUCGAUCAAAAGGAGGAGAAAGGUCCAGUUACAGUAUCUGGUGAAGUUAAAGGACUCUCAAAGGGCAAGCAUGGUUUCCACGUGCACGAGUUCGGCGACAAUACGAAUGGCUGCACGUCCGCAGGCCCGCACUUUAACCCGGACAAGUGCGAUCACGGCGCACCUACCGCACCCAUUCGCCACGUCGGCGACCUCGGCAACAUUGAAGCCACUUCCGAUGGCGGUGUUACUAAGAUCUGCAUCACGGACUCUGCGAUUUCUCUGUGUGGCCCGAACAGCAUAGUGGGGCGCACGCUGGUGGUGCACGCGGACCCGGACGACAUGGGACAGGGCGGCCAUGAACUCAGCAAGACCACGGGCAACGCGGGCGCACGCAUCGCUUGCGGCGUUAUUGGUCUCGCGCAGGUCGCCGGUUAGACCCCUUGCUUUCCUCAUCCUGACUCGUCCAGCUGUCAGCAGUUGUAGUUCCUUGAGCUGGACAUUUAUGGACGGCUUCAAUUCAAUCAAAUGAUUCAAAUCAAGCAAUAUACAUUAAGGUUUAAAUUGUUCCUAAUUUUAAGUGAAAUUGUAAAUUCACCAAUAAAAUUAUAUAAUUAUUAUACACAACAAGAGUGGUGAAGCAAACUGGUGGUAAUGUCUGGUGGCCGGGUUUCACUUUAUUUUACUUAUAAAAAAUAAAAGAAUUUAUGCAAAUGUUUAGCUCAAUUAUUUAGAUUUCACUUAAGUCAAAUUCUAAAUAGUAUGAAGUGGCAUGUUAGCAAGCGCUUUACUGUAGAAUGAUUAACAAGAGGACUUCAUUCAUUAUUUCAGGAAAACCUUGACUGUUUGGCCAAAAUAUUGACAUGAACCCAAUUAAAGGUACGAAUGGUAUAUUUUGUCUUUCAAUGUUGCUUCGAUUUUGUUUUUACCUGAAUUGAAUUUUUAGGCAUUUUGAUAAUAUACUUAGUUGAUUUUCACUACAUAAGAAAGAUAGCAUUGGAAAUUAAUUACAAAAGCUGUUUGAAACAGAAUAAGUCCUUUUGAGAUAUAUAAGCAUUGCCUGUUAUUAUUUGAAGUACAUAUUAUUUAGAAAUCUGCAA
Molecule: messenger RNA, 1285 nt
Organism: Hyposmocoma kahamanoa
Lineage: Eukaryota; Metazoa; Arthropoda; Insecta; Lepidoptera; Cosmopterigidae
Gene: Sod1
Product: superoxide dismutase [Cu-Zn]
Exons: 4
Coding region: 156-623 (155 amino acids)
Biological process (GO): removal of superoxide radicals
Molecular function (GO): copper ion binding; superoxide dismutase activity
Source: RefSeq, a predicted model, not a curated record